CCGGAGACGAAAAACCAAAAAUGUCAAACAAACUCAUCGGAGAAAUGGGUCUUCACACCAAAAUCUCAAACAUCUUCGCCGCAAGAAACAUCAUCACCGCCAAGGAUGCAUUAUCAAUGACAGAGUUUGAACUAAUGGAGCUAUUAGAUGUUGGAAUGAAAGAGAUAAGAUUAGCAAUUACAUUGAUUAGUGAAGCUACUUCUCCACCAUGUCAAUCAGCGAGAUCUUUGUUGGAGAAGAAGGUCGAAAACGAACAUUUAUUAGGUCAUCUUCCUACACAUUUGAAGGGGUUAGAUGAAACUUUGUGCGGUGGUAUACCGUUUGGUGUUCUUACUGAGUUAGUUGGUCCACCUGGUAUUGGUAAAUCACAGGUUCUCUCUACUAUGCAGUUUUGCAUGAAGCUUGCCUUAUCAGCCUCGUUUCCAGUAGCUUACGGAGGAUUAGAUGGUCGUGUGAUAUACAUAGAUGUGGAAUCCAAGUUUAGUUCAAGAAGGGUGAUAGAGAUGGGAUUGAAAAGCUUCCCUGAAGUGUUUCACCUUAAAGGAAUGGCACAAGAGAUGGCUGGAAGAAUCCUUGUUUUGCGGCCAACAUCUUUAGCUAACUUUACUGAAAGUAUACAAGAACUCAAGGAUUCAAUUCUUCAAAACCAAGUAAAGCUUCUAGUGAUUGAUAGUAUGACAGCUCUUCUUUCAGGUGAAAACAAACCAGGAGCUCAGAGACAGCCUCAGUUGGGUUGGCAUAUUUCUUUCUUAAAAUCGCUUGCUGAAUUUUCACGGAUUCCUAUAGUAGUGACUAAUCAAGUUAGAUCUCAAAACCGCGAUGAAACUAGUCAGUAUUCUUUCCAAGGUCAGAGAAUCAUUAAGGUGGCAAAAUCUCCUAUGUCCCCUCCUUUAGCCUUCCCGUUCCAUAUAACUUCAGCUGGAAUUUCAUUGUUGAGCGACAACGGGACUGAACUCAAAGGACCAGGAAUCAAUACCAUUCAUGCUCGAGGGCACAGCGACAUGAUUAAUUUUCACGGGGACUGCUCGUAGUGAAGCAAAGGCGGCCUGUUACGAUAAUCAACCAGAAACACCAAC
This is a messenger RNA of Arabidopsis arenosa, 1076 nucleotides long. Lineage: Eukaryota; Viridiplantae; Streptophyta; Magnoliopsida; Brassicales; Brassicaceae. The record is from the annotation of a GenBank genome assembly.